UUCGUCUGCUAGUAGUCUGAAGUGAAGUUUCAAAAGAUUUCGUUACUGCUGAAUGGACAUUAAGUUAUUUAUUAUAUUUAUUAAUGCCUAAAAAGAAUGGAUAAAGUUAUUAGAAGGAUCCCACACGUUCUCACAAUAACAAACCAAAACUUUACCAGAAGAAUAGAAUGGCGCUCUUGGCUCUCUUCAAAAAGCAUACCGGCGAAUAAGUCGCUGUUAUUCAAACCUGAUGGCAAAGAUAAUUAUAUUUCAGAUAAAGACGAUCCAUUUACGUUACUUUUGAAUAAUUUAACGCAGAAAAAAAUUCAUGCUAAUAAUCGUGUCCCUAUUGCUUCUUUGGAUGAACCUUUAAAGUCAUGCACAACACAAUUGAUGGGAAAACAAUUUUCCCGGCACGAUUUCUACAACCAAUUUAUUGAGUGUAUUGAAAAGCAGGAUACUGACUUUAAAUCAGAAGAAUGCAAUAAUCUUAUUGAAAAUUUGUCAACAACUUUACAUCUCCUGAGUGAUGAACAACUCAUAAAAAUCAUUGAUUGCCUUAACAUCAUCCCAGGAAAUUCUAGUCUAACAUUAAAAUUGGAUGAAGAAUGCUGCAAGCGCUCAACAAAAUGGGACAAAAAUAUCUACUUUAAAGUUGCUUGGACAUUUCUUCAACUCAAAACUUUCAAUCGUCCAUUGCAUCUACAGAAGAAAAUUGUGUUAGAGUUUGCUCAAGAAGUUCAACAAAUGACUCCUCAAGAAUUGGUGAAGUAUUUGGUAAUUCUGAAACAAUUUCGAAAAUUUCCCAAAACAGUUAAUAAGAUACACAUAGAAAAUAGACUUUCCAAAGUGCUGGAUAGCCUUUCCAUCGAAGAUUUAGGCCUGGUUUGUUCAGCUUUCUUUGAGUGCAACGAAGCAAUAAAAAAUCUUGAACUGGUUGGACGACUGGUUGAACGGUUGCUUAUUGGUGCAAGCUCCACCGACGAUAAAACAGUAGGCUCCAUGCUGAAACUCUUUCGAAGGAGCAGCAGUGAUCCCGGACAUUAUGCCAAACAAGUGCUGGACAUUCAACCAAUGCUGUGCAAUCUAGUUCCUAAUUGGAAUCUUAAAGUUCUUAUACAGUUAGCAGCGGUUUGUAGCAGUUUGCUUUUUUAUCAUCCAGUUACCAUCGAGCUAGUUACACAAAAGUUUCUCAUUUGUAUGAAAGAAGCCCGACUUAAAGACUUGGAACGAUUAUCUAUGGUUAUUGCCAUGUCUACUUACCAUUCUCCCAGCAUUGACCUUUUCUGGGACGCGCUAGGAAAAGAGUUUGCCGGAAAGGAGAGACAAAAUGAAAUAUACCAGUAUCCACAUUCAUUUAUUUCUCUAACUAAUUACGCCGUUGUAGCAAAUCACUAUUCCGAGCAACUGUUGCGAAUUGCUUUAAGCCCCGAUUUUAUAAUCCAAUCAAAAAGCUAUGCAGAGAAGUUUUCAUAUCAGAGUACCAAACGUGAAUUGUUGAACAUAGACUGCUCCUUGGGGAUCGAGAGACCAGAAUAUUGCGGACCAAGAUUGUCUCCGAUUGAUGCAAAAGCAUUUGAGAAGCUAUACAGAAAACCCUUGCCGAAUAUGGACGACCAAAGCCUAUUAAACAGUCAUGAUGCUUUUCUCGUGUCGCUAUUGAAUACGGUGAAGGAUUUUCUUGGAGAAAACAGUUCUGCUUCGUUGGUUUAUCUGCAGCCACAUUUUACUACGCCAGAUAUUGUUUUUAGUCUGAAUGGCUAUAAGGUAAACAAAUCUUUUACCUUAUCGAAAGACAAUUGUGGAGUUCAGCGCUGUGUUCUGGUGGGUGGAUCUAGGAACAUGUUUUCAAGGUUCAGUGAUCAGCCGAUGGGUCCGCUGCGGAUGAAAGUUCGUCAACUUCAGUGCAUGGGAUGGAAUGUUAUUGUGAUCCCGUGGAAUGAAUUUUUUAAUGCAAGCAAACGAGAUCGACUAGGUAAAUUGGUACUAAUAAACAACAAAAUUCGAGAAACCAUGAGAAAAUUAAAAAAUGAUUGAAAAUAAAUGUAGUUAAAAAAAACGUCAAUUC
Daphnia pulicaria is the source of this 2047-nucleotide messenger RNA. RefSeq names its product FAST kinase domain-containing protein 5, mitochondrial-like. Bases 97 to 2016 code for a protein of 639 amino acids. The record is from RefSeq and is a predicted model, not a curated record. The transcript is spliced from 4 exons. NCBI's taxonomy places the organism in Eukaryota, Metazoa, Arthropoda, Branchiopoda, Diplostraca, Daphniidae.